This is a messenger RNA of Funneliformis mosseae, 196 nucleotides long. Lineage: Eukaryota; Fungi; Glomeromycota; Glomeromycetes; Glomerales; Glomeraceae. The record is from the annotation of a GenBank genome assembly.
UACUUUGCUCUAUCGAUUUGAUACUCCAACCUAUGGAUUUCCAACCUCCUCUAAGAAAUAUUUUGCAGAGUUACUUCAAUAUUCCGAAAAAUUAAUUAUUCAUGAUGCCCGCAAGAGAUUAAAACAAAAGAAAUGUUUCGCUGUUUUGAGUUAUAUCCGCAAGUCUGAUAAUUCUGUUAUAUUUGAAAUCAGGUGA